GGGAGAGCUGACCAAACGCUAAUUGCUAUUCAUAAGCAGCUUGAGAACAUAACUGUGCAGCUACAGAAAUUGGACACAAUUGAAACUAAACUCAACUGCUUUGAAAAAAGAAUGGAUACCAUAGAGAAAACUAUAAACGACAAUGGAGACAAAUGAUAGCCUUACAGAUUACGACCCGAUUGAUGUUUUCAUUGACACACUUCUGUAUCCAGAUAUCGAUCAUGUCAUACUUCCAGUAAUUUGGCCAAUCAUCAUAAUUGUUGGACUUUUAGGUAAUAUUGCAACAAUCAUUGUAUUUUUGAGAGUUAAGCAGAUGAAAACGCCACUUAAUGUCUAUCUAGUAAGCCUUGCUUUUUCAGAUAGUUUGUUUUUAACGAUCGCCCCAAUCCUGUUCUUGAGAUCGUACGUUGAAAGUGAUUAUCACGAUAGCUUUGAUCAGGGUGAUGUUACAAGUUACUUCUGUAAGCCAGUUGUGUUUGUGAUAGACACUAGUUUCCAGAUCUCAAACUUCAUGAUCCUCUGUGUAACCGCUGAACGCUACUUGGCGAUAUGUAAACCUUUCAAAUACCGCGAGUCCGCAACCAGACGCCGGGCCUUGAAAAUAUCACUCACUGUGUGGAUACUUGUGUCCCUAUACCAAAGUCGUCUUUUGAUCUCUGUCGGGGCUGUUUCCCGUGCGUUCCCUUGGCACGAUGGAUACCGAGGUUUAUCAAACAUGCCAACAAUAUGCUUUUAUUGUAGUUCUUUUCAAGUAGACUUAGCUUGCGAUGUCGUAAACAAGAUGUAUACAGCUGACAUCGGCGUUGGUAUACUGGUUGUUGUUAUUAUCGUUCCGAUGUACAUGCAAAUGAUCAUGGUGCUUCGGCAAGAAUUUCCCUUCACUGAGUCAUCUGUGCCCAUCCAGAACCGAAUCAGAUCCGAGCGGAAGAUCUUUAAGACAGUGAUUAUAACAGUUGCUGUUUAUGUGGCGUGUUUCUUGCCUUAUCGCUUGCUUAAUCUCAUUAGUAUGUACUAUACAGGUUUUGACUUAUACGAAUUCAAUAAAUAUGCAAAUCUUCUCAGAACACCAAUGUUUAUCAACACAGCUAUCAACCCGAUUAUUUAUAUCAUGACAAACAAAGCGUAUAGAAACGCUUAUAUCGCAUACUUCAAUCCUUGUGGGUUUAAGUGUACGAUUAAAUGUACGCUUGAUGGAAAUAAACAGAAAGACCCCCAUAACAAGAUGAGAGUGAUAUCAUCACCAACAGUUUCCUCAGUUACAGCCACUUCUGUUGUCAGCGGAUCAGAGCAAUGCUAGUCAGUUCAUUUAAUAGGUGGAUGCUUAGCUCAGUAUCGCAUACGUAAUCAAACGCCAAAAACGACAAAUUACAAGUGGCGCAGUGCAAAAGUCAGGCGCAGUGCAAAAGUCAGUCACAGUGCAAAAGUCAAGUGGCGCAAUGCAAAACUAAAGUGGUGCAGUGCAAAACAAAAGUGGCGCAGUGGA
Messenger RNA from Anneissia japonica, 1483 nucleotides. Its product is annotated as cysteinyl leukotriene receptor 2-like. The transcript has 2 exons. NCBI's taxonomy places the organism in Eukaryota, Metazoa, Echinodermata, Crinoidea, Comatulida, Comatulidae. Gene Ontology annotation, molecular function: G protein-coupled receptor activity. Gene Ontology annotation, biological process: G protein-coupled receptor signaling pathway. Gene Ontology annotation, cellular component: plasma membrane. The record is from RefSeq and is a predicted model, not a curated record. The coding region runs from base 143 to 1297 and encodes 384 amino acids.